CCGGUGGUGUGCGCCGCGGAGCUCGCCGGCGGCGCCUCGGGCUCGGGGCGGCUCUGAGCCACGCCGCCUGCGGGGAUCGACCUAGCUGCUCCGCGGAGCCGCGGGCAGGAACCGAGGACCAGGAGGCGGCGGCGGCUAUUCCUCCCAGAGGGCGAUGUGGCCGGCCGGCGCGGGCACCAGGCUGCCCUGUCCCCGGGACUCUGCGCUCCGGCGGGCGGCUUUCUCCGGGAACCUCAACGCCCUGCCUUCUCACCUCGUGCCCGCCGGGCGAAGCGUGCGGGUCUUCAUCAGCGCCAACCCUGAAGACACAGGAGCAGAAAGACAGGCACUAAGAGAAAAUGUGUAUCCUAAAUUGAGAGAAUUCUGCAGAGAAAACUAUGGAUUAGAAUUUCAGGUCAUAGAUCUCUACUGGGGCAUCGAUGAGGACGAGUGGGACAGCCCCGAGCUCCAGAAGACACGCAUGAAGCAGCUGGAGGAGUGUUUGAAAACUUCCGCAGGUCCAUGUUUUGUUGGACUAUUAGGAGAAAAAUAUGGGAACAUCCGAAUCCCCGGAGAAGUCGAAGCCUCGGAGUUUGAAAUGAUCUUGGAUGCUGCCAUAGAGGCAAAGCUGGAGACGAAGCUCCUGGAAGAGUGGUACUGUCGCGAUGAGAACUCGGUGCCAGCGGCUUAUUACCUCAGACCUAAGUCAGAAAUGCUGCAAAGCAAUAAAAAUGCAAUGCAGCCUUCUGCCAAAGCCAACAAUGAGAAGACCUGGCAAGAGAUAUCAGAUGAGAUCAAGAAGAUAUUCAAGGCUGCUGUAAAACUGUUACAUGAAAAGGGGAAAAUGAAAUAUAGCCAAGCUAAGAGGUACCUGUUCUCAGCGAUAGAGGACGAGUUUGACUUUGCUCUAGGAAAGCAAACUCCAGCAUUCCUAAAGAAGUGUGUCUGCUACAUUCGGAAAAUUGCUAACAUCGAACGUUUUGUGAAAAUCCCAGAGAUGGGAAAGUACAUGGAUAUAACUGGAGCAGAACCAAGGAUUAUGCGGGACGCAGAAGCCCAAGAGAAGCUGAUAAAACUCAGGGAUGAAUUUAUUCCUACUAUUGUUGCGUCAUCUAAUCUGAGAGUGUACACGUCGGUUACUCAUUGCGACAUGAAACUGGGAUAUUCCCAAGAAAUAGAAAAUCAUUACAUAGAAGGACUCGGUAAGCAAUUUUAUGAGGACAUGAUCGAUAUAAUUCAGGCAACCGUUCAACAGAAUUUUGACACCGAAACUGACACGCUCUACGAUGAAAUCCUCCAGCAUUCGUCAUUAUGUAAGACAUACGCCUCCUUCUAUGAGUACAAAUGUGAGUCUCUCAACAUAGUGCAUAAAUAUGUUCUUCCGAGCAAAACUGGGCACAUCAACCCUCUCGUCAUUUACGGCGGACCAUGUACCGGGAAGACCCUCCUGCUGGCUGAGGUGGCAAAGAAGGCUUAUGGCUGGCUACAUGAAGACACAGGACCAGAAUCUGACCCAGUAGUCGUCGUGAGAUUUCUAGGAACCACAGACAUGAGUACUGACCUUAAGACUCUCCUUCUAAGCGUUUGUGAACAAUUGGCAGUUAACUACCGGUGUCUGGUUCAAAGCUAUCCUAAGAAAAUCCAUGACCUUCGUGACUUAUUCAUAAACCUUUUGAAUGAGUCUUCAUUGCAGAGACCUCUAGUAAUAAUAUUCGAUGCCCUAGAGCAGCUCUCAGAGGGUGAUGAGGCCAGGAAGCUUUGGUGGCUCCCAGCUCACCUUCCCCGCUUUGUUCGAAUAGUCCUGUCCACACUGCCCAACAGACAUGGAAUCUUACAGAAACUGAGGUGCCUUAUCCACGAAGAAGCCAACUACAUCGAGCUGAUUCCCCGGGACAGGAAGAUGUGCAGCCAGGUCCUCAAACACCAGCUGCUGCGGGUCAAAAGGAAGGUCACAUCAGGCCAGCAGAUUUAUGUGAACAACGCAUUCUCCAAGUGCACGCUGCCCAUGUUUGUGAACCUGACCUUCAGGGAGGUGAGGCAUUGGAGAUCUCAUAAAGACGUCGAUGAAUCCUCCCUCUGUGUCACCGUUCAUGAAAGUAUUGAGCAGCUAUUCUGGUCCUUGGAAAAGAAGUGUGGUCAGAAACUGGUCUCUAGGGCUCUUGGUUACAUCACCAUGGCCAAAAUGGGUUUGAGUGAAAUGGAACUGGAGGAUGUGUUGGCCCUAGACAACAGUGUCAUGAAUGAGCUCAAUGAGAACGCUAGGCCCAGCAAUCCCCUGAGAGUACCUUAUCUGUACAUCGCGAGGCUCAAGGAGGGUCUCAGCGGAUACUUGAUAGAAAGACACGUGAAGAACGUCACACUCCUGGUCUGGGCCAACAGACACCUGCAGCUCAUAGCCCAGAAGUUGUAUCUGCAGGACGACAGUGACCUGCGUGAAAUGCACACCAACCUGGCAGACUACUUCCUGGGAGUCUGGUCAGGGGGCAGGAGGAAAGCUUUCUGCCUCGAAGAUCCCUACUUGAAUGGCUGCCUUGACUUGGAGAGCAGAAGCCUGCUGGAGGAAGAAAAGCACUUCAUGGAACAGGCCUCCUUUGACAGACAGGCUCCAGACCAGCCCUGGGUUUUCCAGUGUAAUCCCCUGGAGCCGGACAUCUUUUUCGUCAAUCAUCGGAAAAUGUCUGAGCUCUUGCACCACCUGACAAGGUGUGGAAAAACCGAAGACCUGCUUUACGGAAUCAUCAUGAACUUCAGCUGGCUUUACACCAUGAUCAAAAUCGGCCAGUUCGACAAAGUGCUUUCAGACAUCGAGCUGGCUUACACCUACUCUCAAGAGAAGGAGCUGAAGUUCCUGGCGAGCACUCUCCGUGGCAUCAAAAACAAGGUCACUGCAUUUCCGGGCUCCCUUUCAGCAGAGCUUCAGCAAAGACUGCUGCCUGUCGUGAGUUCCCUGCCCAAACUUAGACACCUCCUUUUAGAAUGUGACAAAGACGGGCCCAAAUAUUGCUCCAUUGUGCCGUUACAUUCAUCCAUGGACGUGACAUAUAGCCCGGAGCGUCUUCCUUUGUCAUCUAGUCACCUGCAUGUCACCGAGAUUCUGCCCACCUGUAACCCGAGUACUGUCCUUGCAGCUUUAGAAAAUGGUUCCAUCAGCACGUGGGAUGUGGAAACUCGUCAGCUGCUCAGGCAAAUCACCACAGCCCAGUCUGUCAUCCUGGGCAUGAAACUCACCAGUGACGAGAAGUAUCUUGUGGUGGCUACGACAAAUAACACCUUGUUGGUUUAUGACAAUGUGAAUUCUUGUCUUCUGUCUGAAGUGGAAAUCAAAGGGACCAAGCACGGAAGCGGCUCCACCUACAUCAAUGGAUUUACCCUGUCGGUCAACCACGCCCUUGCGUGGCUUGAAGCCAGCAAAGAUGUCACUGUCAUCGAUCUGCUCUACGGAUGGCCCCUUUACCAGUUCCACUGCUGGUACGAAGUGACCUGUGUCCAGUGCUCUCUGGAUGGCAUGUAUGCUUUCUGUGGACAGUACCUGAACACCACUACCAUAUUUCAUUUAGGGAGUGGAGAAAAGUUAUGUACAGUGACAUCUGAAUUUUCGGGUGGGUUUGUGAAGUUUCUUCUUAUCUUGGACACGGCUCGAGAAAUGGUAAUGGUAGAUAGUGAGGGAAGCCUUUCUGUUUGGAAUACUGAGGACAUUUCCAGUCCCCAGCUGACUGACGACUUUGACUGCAGAAGAGAAGACAGCGAGGUGGUCAGCAUAGAACUUUCAGAGGACCAAAACGCAAUUCUGAUCUGUAAAGCCCUCAGCAUCGAGCUCUUAGAUACUGGCAUGUGGAAGGUGGCUGAAAAGUUCAGAGCUAAGCACAAUGAACGCUUUAUAUCUGCUGUGCUGUCCAAGAAUGGAGACUGCAUCAUCGCGACCAUGGAAAAUACCUCAGCUGUGUUUUUUUGGAGGCGGGACACGGGACAAUGUAUGGCAAGCUUACAGGAAAUCUCAGGGACCAUCGUCAAGUUGGUGAAAUCUAGUCACCACAACAUGCUGCUAUCUUUAUCAACCAGUGGUGUUCUUUCCAUCUGGGAUAUAGAUAUAAUCACGGCUAUGUCCAACAUAGAUAAGACUGGGAAGCCCAUCCAAAGCCUGGUGUUACCUGCUAGAGGGGAAAUCAUUUAUUCCCUCGAUGGCUCUGAUUGUGUCCAUAAGUGGAAUUUCAGCAGUGGGUUCCUUGAAGCAGUGUUUAAGCAUGAAGGAAUAGUCGAACACUGCGUGUUGACAUCUUCUGGAGAUGUAAUGGUGACCUCAGAUGACAAAAGCAGCCAGUAUGUCUGGCACACCAGCAGUGGCGAAAACCUCUUCCGAAUUAACGGGCAGAGAAUAUCUCAGCUGCUAAUUACACACAAUGACCAGUUUGUGGUCUCUCUGUGUGAGGAAAAUGCCUCCAGGGUUUGGAGACUGGCCACAGGCCACAGGGUCUGCAACAUUUUGACCACUUUGCAGAAUGCCUUUAUCACCUCAGCGAAUACCUUCGUGGUGGGAAUGACCAAAAGCAAAGUGCUGGCGGUCAGUCUCUGGACCGGAAGCAUCACCAAGAAAUUUUGUUGUGAAGACGGCACGACCAUUGUAAGCUUUAAGUUGAUCCCUGACUGUCCUGACAUCAUUGUGUUUAUCACAUCGGCCGAGACCGUGAAUAUCUGGAGUCUGACCGAUGAGGUGAUCUGUCGCCGUGUGCAGCUUCCCAACAACUUCUUGAAGAAUCUGGAGGAUUUCGAAAUUUCUCCCAACGGAAAGCUAGGCAUUAUAUCCAGGGGAGACGACAAUAUCAACGUACUGGAUUUACACAGCGGUAAGUUACGGGUGGUUCACGCCUCUGGGGUCAUCUGGCGGCAAAGGCUGUCUCGAGAUGGUCGCUACCUGGUAUACAUUUGUUUCCGAAACGGGGAGGAAGAGGACGAGAACGGCGUGAUAUCCAGUUUGAUUGUAAUGAGGCUGGCUGACGGCAAAAUUAUCGGUGCUUGUUCCCUUUACAAAACGCCAACUUUUCUCGCCCUCUCACAGAGGCACCUGAACAUCAUAGUGGGUUUUGAUGAUGGCAGUAUAGGGAUAUACACAGUGGUCGACCGUGUGGAUGCUGCACUGAAAAUCAAGAUCGCCACGUCAAAUAGCAGGCAGAUUUUCAACAACGCGACACAGGCCUCCCGGCCGAAGUGUAGCAGUUACUGUUUCAAAGUGUCUGUGGAUUGCUUAUGGAGAGAGUCUACUGAGGUCUUUGCCAGAGACAGUCCCAUCACGGUGAGCGACUCCACUGAGCCCAAUGAGGCGACACCCUCCAAGAAACACAAUCCCUGCUGUGACCGCGGGUGCUCCGCCCUGGAAUCCAGGGGCCACAGCUAUGCCCCCGACAACUGA
This is a messenger RNA of Prionailurus viverrinus (fishing cat), 5383 nucleotides long. It is a transcript of the gene NWD2, whose product is annotated as NACHT and WD repeat domain containing 2. The transcript is spliced from 7 exons. Bases 155 to 5383 code for a protein of 1742 amino acids. NCBI's taxonomy places the organism in Eukaryota, Metazoa, Chordata, Mammalia, Carnivora, Felidae. The record is from RefSeq and is a predicted model, not a curated record. Gene Ontology annotation, molecular function: protein binding.